Nicotiana tabacum (common tobacco) is the source of this 636-nucleotide messenger RNA. Lineage: Eukaryota; Viridiplantae; Streptophyta; Magnoliopsida; Solanales; Solanaceae. The record is from RefSeq and is a predicted model, not a curated record.
AUGCCGCCAUACUUGAAAAUAUACGACGGGACCACAGACCCAGAGGACCAUUUAAUCCAUUAUGUUACUGCGGUGAAGGGCAACGAUCUGUCAAAGGAACAGGUACCAUCUGUGAUGCUAAAAAAGUUCGGAGAAACUUUGACAGGGGGAGCAUUGACAUGGUACUCCCAGCUACUGGCACGAUCAAUAUCAACGUUUGAAGAGAUGGCGGACAAAUUCGCCACCGCUCAUGCAGGGGCGAAGAAGGCUGAAACUAGGGUUAAUGAUAUCUUCGCCGUCAGGCAAACGACGGGCGAGGGACUUUGGGACUUCUUGGCCCGAUUCAACAGAGUAAGGAUGAGCCUUCUAAACGUGUCAGAAGGGAUGGCAGUGACAGCCUUUCAAAAUGGGUUAAACAGGAACAGAUCAAAGGCAACCAAAAAAUUGCUCAGCAGACUCAUGAAGUACCCCCCCACCACAUUGGAAGAGAUUCAUAACGCCUAUUGCGCCGAGGUAAGAGCAUAUGAGGACGAUCUGAAUGGACCGAUUCAGCGAUUAACGUCAGUUCAGACCGAGGCAAGGAGAGAUCGACGUAACGAUGGACAAAGAGAUCAACCCCUACGUUUCAAUCGAGAAAGGCAUCAGCCCUAUGUCUGA